Messenger RNA from Magallana angulata, 2934 nucleotides. RefSeq lists its product as uncharacterized. NCBI's taxonomy places the organism in Eukaryota, Metazoa, Mollusca, Bivalvia, Ostreida, Ostreidae. The record is from RefSeq and is a predicted model, not a curated record. Bases 182 to 2191 code for a protein of 669 amino acids. The transcript has a single exon.
UUACAAUAGGAUUUAAAUUCCACAGUGUUUUAAAAUGAAACAAAAAAUUUGGGAAUUCAAUGUUCUUUUUUUAGCACCUUAAAAAUGUUCUUCAUAAAAUGGAGUCAAAUACAGCCUUGUAGAUGUUGUACAAAUCUAUAAUACUGAUAUAUUCACAGACUUCAGACAUUUUUUAAGCGGUAUGUCAGUCCAGAAUAUGUCCGAGUCAGUGUAUGUGGGGAUGUGUAACAAGAUAGGGACUCCUCGACAGGUGACCUCUAGGAGAGAUAUAAAGGACAUGAUCGAGUUUUUGGAUAAUCGAUAUGAGCUAGUGAUAUUAAGUUUGAGUGGAAGUAUGAAAGAAGGAUUCAGAUUGCGUGGAUCAGACGUAGAUUAUAUGUUGUGGCCAACUAACCACCGAGUGAUCUGGGACUUUUCUCAGUCUGAGUUUUACAACAUACACAGACAGACACUGAUUCUCUGUGACAGUUCUGAGAGUCCACCAGGAUUUACAUUACUUUGGUUACCAUUGGAAUUACAAGCUGAAAGGAAAGUGUGGUUGUCUUGUGUGAAGAUGAAUGGGGGACUCUAUAUAUCAAGUUCCAUGUACAGGGAGAUAAAUUAUUCCUCAUGUACACCUGGUUCUACUAUACAUGGUCCAUGUAUUAGUAACACAAAUGGUCAAUUAGAAAAUGACAAUGCUCAUUGUUUUAUCAGUGAUUUUUGGCCCCCCUCCGCCUCCUCAUGGAUAGACAGAUGUCACUCAUGGCCUUCACCUCAUGUUGUCAAUGACAUUGUGAAAAAUGGAUGUCACGUUGUAGCAAUUGGACACAAACUAGGAAACCAUGAAGAAAUCGAAUGGAGAAUUUCUUUCUCUCAGGCUGAAUACAAACUUGUGUACUCAAUGAAUCACACACAAUUCUUAACUUAUGGAAUGCUGAAAUUGUUUUUAAAGGAAAUAAUUAACAAUGAAUUAAGAGAUGAAGAUAAACUACUGUGUUCUUAUCACAUGAAAACAGCUGUUUUUUGGGCCAUUCAGCAAAACACACUACCUCAAUGGUAUCCACGAAAUCUCCUGGCCGGUUUCUGGGUCUGCUUUAAACUUCUUCUUAAAUGGGUUUAUAACGGGAUCUGUCCAAACUUUUUUAUUCCAGAAAACAACAUGUUUCUAAGCAAAAUCCAUGGCCACUCACAAAGAAGUUUUUUCAGGCGACUGUAUGAGUUGUAUGAGAAGGGUAUAACAAUGCUGCUACACAGUCCCUCCAUCAGGUCCUGUAUCAUCGGUGUCCUCUGUAAUCCCAGACUCACAGUGUGUACUGAUGAACACACUCUGGUCUCUGAGGCCAAGUUUGAUAUAGAAUUAUUUUAUGACAUAAAUACUACUGAUUCAUUACAUACAUCAGACCUACAGCACUGUAUACAGUACCUACAAACAGUAGAACAGCUGAUAGGUUCUCCCUUGACACAGUAUCAAGUUGUAAGUUUACAAAAAUAUACAGCCACCCUCUUUCAGUACAUUGCUUUUACAUUAUCCGAAUACAACAUGUACAUAAACACGAAUGUCAACAAACAAAUGUAUAUUGCAGACAAAAUAUCCUGUCAUUUGCUAAAAUUAACAGCUAAGUUUGGGUAUGUUUCUGACAUGUUUUACAUUGCAAUGUAUUAUUACAAGACACACAGAUACAGGGAAGCUUUAUCUGUUAUAGAGAUUACAAAGGUCAAGUUAGCACAGCCAUAUCUGAUGUAUGAGAGGCAGGUAGACAGAGAGAGGUAUACUGAGGCUGUAGGGGGACAGUCCUGGUCUACAAAGAUGAGACAGGCUGUAGCAAAGAAUGUUAUACUUGACAAUAAAAAGUGUUAUAUUCAUGAACUGAUACCAGAACAACAGUCUAGUAAACAAAUGAGUGAACUUAAUUUGUAUAUACCACCCUCUGUACUGUUACACAUGCUAGAGUUUAUAAGCUUUAGACAUGUUGACGCAAUGAGAGCACAAGCAGCCUUAGAUGAUCUACAGGUCCUAGUCCACCAUGAUCAGGGAGUCUAUGUACCUAUUUGUCUUAGAGAUAUCUCCUGGGAGAUCCUGGGGAUCUGUCAACAUAUAGCAGGGAACCUCCAGUCUGCCUUGUACUCAUACCAACAGUCACUCAAACAAUUACCCCAAAAUAAAAUACAAACUGCCACCAGACAGAGAAUCCAUGAUCUACAAUUCUAAAUUCAAUUUCAGUUUAAAUACUGUAUUAGAUGAAGUAUGUAAUGCAAGUUACAAUACUGUUAGAAUAUUAUCAGUUUUAAUAAUUGAAAUAUAAUUAAUGUAUUCUUCUAUAUUUACUUAGCAUGCAAAUUGCCUUAAUUCUUAUAGCAAUACAUUUUUGCAAAAUAAUACAUGUUCUUUUAAGCUUAAACAUUUCUGCACAAUAGCUGUAAAAUAUUGCACAGUUGUUAAUUUACAUGAUAUGUGCACUGUUGAUGGUGAGAACAUUACACCAAUGGAUUAAUUAUGCACAUAUUUUUGUUUUAUUUUGAGGAUAACCUUGAUAUUGUUUAACUUACCUUUGUAAAAACGUGGCUAGUGUUGUUGUGUCUCCCUUGUUUACUACAUCUCUACAAUCCAAGUACAGCUGUAAAAUAAAGUAAAAUCAAGACAUAUUAAGAGUGUGAAUACUGGCAAUGAAACGAUGUGACUAAAGGAUGAAUAAACUGACAUCAGCUAUAUAUGUUGUAUAUUAUCAGUUUUAGCAGUAUGUUGUUGAUUCUGGCAUAAGCAUUCUAUAUUGCAGUUUAUUGCAAAGUUACAAAUACUAAAGUAAAAUCUAAAAUACUGUUAACCCACUCUUAUUCGCAUGCGAGAAAUAUUUCGCGAAAGCCUCUUUUUUGCAAAGAGUCCUCACCACAAACCAGUCAUUGUAAAUUGUUUUAAUUACAGCACUUGUGUUGUUAAGGCCUUGUCGCGAAAGU